This is a messenger RNA of Funneliformis geosporum, 2601 nucleotides long. NCBI's taxonomy places the organism in Eukaryota, Fungi, Glomeromycota, Glomeromycetes, Glomerales, Glomeraceae. The record is from the annotation of a GenBank genome assembly.
AUGAAAGCAGAUGCAAUUCAAGAAGCUAGAAAUUAUUAUUGGAAAGAACAUGAAGAAAAGAAACAUAGUUACAGACAAGAUUGUAUAUUUUGCGAACCACUACCAGAAAAUAUAUCGGAAGAAUAUACAAGAUUUUGGGAUUGGAUUGUUACUACUUACACAGCUAUAACAUCAACAAGAAGUACAAUAAGACAUUUUGAAAUAUUAAUGGAUAAAAUCAAGAAGAAAGAAGGAAGAAAAUCUAUAAGACAAAGUAUUGAAAAUUUGUUAAAUACACUUAGAUACGAAAUACAACCGAGAGCAGAAAAUAUAAACAGUAUAAUAGAUAAUUUUAUUGAAACAUUUGAGAAGAGAAAUUAUUUCGUAAUUAAGGAAAACAAGGAAAAACAAGUGGUAAAUGAAUCAACGUUUGCAACAGUUCUUAGUAAUGCAGGAUUAGGACCGAUAUUAGAAAAACCAACGGAAUUUUAUGGGAAAACAGAAGAAGAUCCAAUUGAUUGGUUACGAAAUUUUAAUAAGGUUGCAGAAGUAAAUAAUUGGUCACCACGUAGGAAAUUACAAGUAGUCAAAUUAUAUUUGAAAGGAUCAGCAAAUGACUGGUAUGGAGAUAUUCAACAACCAACACUAUGGGACGAAGAGGAAGAACAUGAAGUAGGAGAUAUCGCUUUUACAACAUUAUUUGAAGGAAGAUAUGUUACAGAUGAAAGAAAGAAUGCAUGGUUUACGGAAUUAUCAAAGUUGAAACAAGGAAAAGAUUCAGUACCACAGUAUAUUACGAAGUUUAAAAGAAUAAUUAAGAAAUUAGAUAUUGGAGAUGAUAAUAUAUUACUUGGAGGAAUGAUUAAACAAACCUUCAUUAAUAAUUUAAGGAAAAAUAUUGCAAGAAGAGUAAUAGAAGAAGAACCUGAAGAUGUAGAAACAGCAAUAAUAAUAGCUCGAAGAAUGUAUAAAGGAGAAAGAUUUAUGGAUGAAGAUAAACCAAAAACAAAAGAAAACAAGGAUGUAGAUGAAUUAACUGCACAAAUGGGACGAAUGAGAAUCGAUAUGAUUGAACAACAGAAUCAAAUAAAUAUAUUGGAACAAAGAGAACAAGACCAAUUAAAUAUGUUAGAAAGGGAUAAUAGAUUUAAUAGAACUAACAACAACAACGAAAGAACUUAUAAUGAUAGACCAAAUAAUUAUCAACCAAACUAUGAUAGACCAUAUUAUAACAGGACAUAUAAUAACAGACAGUAUAGUAAUAGUUGGAAUAAUCAGAUAACAUGUUUUAAAUGUAAUAGGACAGGACAUAUUGCUAGAGAUUGUAGGAUAAAUAUAGAAAGAAGAUGUGAAAGAUGCGGAAGAACAGGACAUACUAAAAAUUAUUGUAAUAGAAAAACUUAUAAUAAUGUAAAGAAGAAUAAUCAUUCAUUUAUGCCAAGACAAACACUUACACCAAUGGAAAUUGAUAGAGAAGAAAUUAGAGUAAAGAAAACUAAAGGAAAAUCAGAAAUAGAUAAAACAGUAGAUUAUAAUAUUUUGAAUGAUCUUAAGAAUUCAAAAGCAAAUAUUACAUUCGCACAAUUAUUUAAAAUGAGUAAUGUGAUAAGUCAAGAUUUAAAGAAAGCGAUGAAAAGACCACAAUUACAAGAAUUAAAGAAUAUUGAGAAAGUGAAUAAGAAAUUUAAAAAGAAAUUUAUAGAUAAUGAAAUUCUAAAUUUAGAAGAAAUACAUGAAUUAAAUAAGGAAUAUAAAAUGCAUGAAAGAAAGUUAAUAGAAGGAAUAUCAGAAAGUACAACAACUAUACCGCUCACCGGAAUUAUUAAAAUAAAUAAUCAGAAAGUAAAUGCAAUUAUUGACACAGGAGCUUCAACUAAUAUAAUAACUAGAGAAUUAUUAGAAGAAUUAGAUGUUGAAAUACAAAAACCCAAAGUAAUAGAAUCCAAGGAUAAGAAAUUAUUAAUAGGAAUGAGAUGGUUAAAAUUACUACAAGCAGAAAUUAACGUAGGGACACAAAUAAUGAAAAUUAACAAUAACGGAAAGGAAAUAGAAAUGAAAGUGAUUUAUGAAAAAGAAGAAUGUCCAUCAAUGUAUAUGAUUUAUGUAUUAGAAGAAGAAAUUGAAAAGGAAAAUGUAUUAAAUUUAACACAACAACAACAGGAAGAAUUAGAUAAAAUAAUAAGAAAAUAUAAAGAUAUCAUUUCAAUAACAGAUACACAAUUAGGGAAAACAGGAAUAAUUAAACAUGAAAUACACGUAGAGACUGAUGAACCGAUACGAAAAAGAAUUGAAUACUUAAUUGAAAAUUUACCAAAAGAAAGAAAUGAAGCUAAAAAGAAUAAUAAGAAAGCACAAGAAAAACAGAAAGAAUAUCAUGACAAAAAGAUAAAGAAAACACAAUAUUUUAAAAUAGGAGAUAAAGUAUUAUAUUACAACGCAGCAAAAGAAAAACAAUGGUCAGGAAAAUUAGCAAACAAAUGGAAAGGACCUUAUUACAUUCAUGAAGUAUUAUUAAAAGGAUCUUAUCGAUUGAAAGAAAUAGAAGGACAAAUACUUAAAACACCAGUAAACGGAAUAUAUCUAAAGAGAUAUAAGGAUAGACAAAAUUACGUACCUUAUGUA